Molecule: messenger RNA, 8261 nt
Organism: Synchiropus splendidus (mandarinfish)
Lineage: Eukaryota; Metazoa; Chordata; Actinopteri; Syngnathiformes; Callionymidae
Gene: st6galnac3
Product: ST6 (alpha-N-acetyl-neuraminyl-2,3-beta-galactosyl-1,3)-N-acetylgalactosaminide alpha-2,6-sialyltransferase 3
Exons: 5
Coding region: 4236-5051 (271 amino acids)
Biological process (GO): ganglioside biosynthetic process; oligosaccharide metabolic process
Molecular function (GO): alpha-N-acetylgalactosaminide alpha-2,6-sialyltransferase activity
Source: RefSeq, a predicted model, not a curated record
GGGACGCGCGUGAUGGCUGAUGCUCCGCUGAGCUGUUGGACCUCAGACGCGUCUGCGCCUACCUUCAGUAUGGAUUUGGGUUUUUAAUCCGGAAUAGCAGGGCAAACAAGGCCCCGGUGUUGGGUCCACUUCACCGCUGUUGGACGUGAUGCGUUCAAGUGCUGGACUACAGCCCCCGGAGACGCAACAGUUCAAACACCGCCCGGGGAAUAUUCUGGUGCACGCGCAAACAGAUCAACCUUUUCCUUAAACAAACAGAACUUUCCCCAACACGCACUCAGUCAUUCUGCUGUCUUCUGUCUCUCCAGAGCAAAAGUUCACUUGAAAAAAAACGAGUGUUUACAUGUAGACAAGCGUCCUGUUGUGUGUUCCAGACAAAGACCCAGCUUCAUGAGACUUGGAAUAGUGGAUUCAAUGACUGUGGUGCUGAACUGAUGUGUUCAAUGCUGUGAGGGCCUUUUUGUCUGCUUGUUUUGGACGUGGUGUGAAGUUAUUGUGUGGAAUCAACUUUGAUUCCAGGCUGUGAUGCCACAGACACGGUGGAAAAAUCGAACAGAUGGUCCACAUCCAAGUUCCAGUCCACAGUUUGUGCUUGACCUGCGGCGCCUGGUGAAAGGAGUGGUGCGGGACAGUGUCCAAAACAGUGUGUUCGUCUGUCAAGGUCUCGGGUUCUGUUCGCAUCAUGAAGCUCCAGACACCUGAUGGUGGCUCAGCAGAGCUCAGACGUGGUGUCAGUAGCUGCGUCUUGCUUUAGGUUCCUAAAGGUUUUUCAGGGUGGGUUCAUGGCCCCUAAUGCUUGUAACCCCUGGAAGCCUUCGAUUCAUCUGCUCAUCAUCUUGUCUGUCCUCAUGACUGGGAAGUUUCAGUCGAUCUAGUCUUGGAGCUGAUAACCUGAUGGCUCUUGGUCUGGUCUUCCGUUCUCUCUCUCUUUUUUUUUUUUAUAUUAAAACCGUUCCUGUUUUCCUGUACAUAUUUAUCACGACACAUUUCCUUUAGACAUGAACUGUCAGCGUGAACCACGAGGUACGUUUUGCAUAUGUGCAAAGGUAAUUUGAAUAGCUUCAGCGGCGUGUUGGCGUUAGCCAAGCCGCGCCAGCGUCGGCUUCUUCUAUUACAUUAUUCAGUGGCUCCUCUCAGGAACUGUAAAUUUAGCAUUCAAAUAUUGGCAAACACAGAGUGCAGAGUGUUAAGAAGUGGGGCUGAAAGUUUGGAAGAUUUGAAAUCGCAAGAGCGCGAUGUCAAAUCAGACCUGCAGGAGAGAAGAAAGGCUGUUGAAACAGGAGCCAACUGGCUGGAAAAAUCGCGUCUUUAACUUGGAAAAUCUGCAGUCUGAACUGAUAAAAACACAAAACUCAUUUGGAAAUCAAUGUAAGGAUUUUGCCCAAGACGAAGAGGAUGGAACUUUAAUCCUGAAUGUGAGGCCUCGCGAGCCUCAUUUCACUUCUCUAGAUGUCUUAGAUGGUGUUUCCCAGUCUGGAGUGCUGCGUCUGAGAGCUCUGACUAGCUCUCUCCUUCUGUGACUCAGACUUGAUCCAUAAAUAUCUGAGCACAGGCUGUAUUGUACUUUGUCUGGCCACUACCUGUCUGGUCUUCACCAGGGAAUGUUCAGCUCCCACCUUAGUUGUGGUCUGUAGAUAACUUGGUUCAGUGGCCUCUUUAUGGUUCUCAUGUCAGGUCUCAGUGCGGCAUGUCUUGAUCCUUGUGUGACUCUGUUUCGCUCUCUCUGGUGUUGUCCUGGGCUCCUCCUGUUCUUUGGUGUCGUGCCACUCUUUCUCCUUGUUUCUUCAAUGUCUCAGUCUUGAAUAUGUUUUGAAGCUAUUUCAGGUCUUCACUGCAGAUGAUACAAAUGACGCAAAGUUUCUAUUUGCACUGGCUUGUCUCGCUUCAGUCAUUGCUGGUCUUGUGAACCCUGAAGGACUGAUGCUCUUCUGUGUCUGUCUUUCGAUGCCUAAAUAUGCUCCUUUAAAUGCUAGUUUUGACCUGUGAAGCCAAGGUCGGUUGGUAGUGAAACUCAUUGUCUCAGUUACAAAUGUCCAGAUCAGAUUCUGAAGGGUCUCGACCUCUGAACGUCUUGGUGAUUCCUGUCUUGCUGGUGCGCCUCAGACCUUAAACAGCCUCCUCUUGUCCUGGUUUGAAGGGUGCCGGUCUGUCAUUCUGGUUGUGGUUUUGUACCCGGUACUUACGGGCCAACAGAACGCCCCGACACGCAGCGCUGCUCUUUUGUCUGCUGGCUGUUUAUCCAUGGACCGGAGUGAGUUCAACCGCGAAGUUUGCAGCUCCAAGCUGCCAACGAUUGUGGCUGUCCUCCAUCAGGACUGAGCGUGUGAUGUUGUUGUUUUCCAAAACACAUUUGGCAGGGAGAUACCAGGAGCUGAAAUUUUCAUAACAGCUUUGCUCCCAGAAGCCCCAGACACUGUCGCCGCACACUUCAGGAAACAGAUGCUGGAACCCGCCACUUUGUUUACGCCUCGGCGAUUCCUUUUAAACAAACUAGUCUCAAAGAAGAUUCAGGCUCCCGGUCCCAAGAAACCGGGUCAGUCGGGGUAACAAAGUUUAAACACCCUGGACAGGCCUCCAGUCCAGACAGACAACCACUCACACCGAGUGCUUUCAUCUGUCAUCAUUUCCUCCUUUUGUUUUCUCUGCCACAUCCUGAGCUGGAGCGCGAUGGAAGACUGGUGGGUGGAGGCUCUCUCUAGCUCACUCACCCUGGUCACCACAGGUGAGGGCCCGGCUGGCAUUAAUCCACACAGAGCUGUCUGGCUGUCGGAGUCCUGGAGCGAGGUGAACUCUCCGUCACCUCGGGAUUUACCCCGGCCCACUUCCACAACCCCACGUCGGUCCUGAACGCCUCACGCUGGCGGGUGUCAAGCCGGGAAAACCAGGGUGUUAACGGAGCUGUGUAUGAGUGAGUUGGUAAUCACCGUCAAGGUCGGAAUUUCAGUCAGACUUAAUCGCAUUAAUGCCGCAGUACUGGAUAAGUGUGUUAGGAAUAUGAGGCCAGAUCACGUGUUCCAGCUGUGACUUCACUAGAUAAAUAUACUCCAUUUGUUUACUAGCUAAACCUGAAGAAGUGAAAACAGCAGCAGCAGAAAAGCACUCAGAGAGCGCAGCCCUCCGCCAAGCUUUUAGCUAGGAUUUUGAAACAGGUCGUCCAAAACCCCGCCCCUAACCCCACCCCCUCCCGACACGCCAUGUCAACGACUGACAAGUAACAACUUGCUUUGUAAACAUCUAUUCGUACCAACAUAACUUGAUAAACAACAAAUAAACAAGCAUCUGAGUCAAAUAACAAACGUUAACAGACAUGAAGUCAGUAACUGUUGCCACAGUAACACUUCCCCUGGGCAGUUGUUUUACUUGGCUAACCCUGAUUCAUUAAAAAAAUAAAAAUUUAAAUAAAUAAUCCAAACACUUUUAUAAUGAUUUUUUCCCUUACUACAAGCCAUCGUGUGCACAGCCUUGUGUCUACAUCUUUUUUCAUAUAUUGAUGCAAGGUAGGCCUGCAGUUGUGUCAGCUGUGAUGGUUUUCUAAACUUCACAACCACAACAUUCAUUCAUUCAAACAACACAGGUAGAAAGGUUUGUCGCUUGAUUCAAUCAAUAGAAUUUACUGGAAUUUUGAUCCCUGUUUAGGCUAUUUUUCUCUCAUUAUACAGGCACUAAUAAUACAUUUAGGGCGUCCUGCUGAGGAAACAGGGCGUCCGGUUUUGAGUGCUGGAGGGCGUCCAUUUUCUCCAUGUUCUGCACUUUAGGGUGUUCAGGGACGCCCAAGACGCCCUCUAGCUAAAAGUCUGCCAGCCACAGAGGUGUGUGUGUGGGCUAAACUGCAGGGGCCACGCCGACUCUGUGGGGUCCAGAUGUUCCAGAACAUCUCUGCCCCCUGCCCUGUUAUCAAUAUGCCCUGAGCUAUGUGCACACCAACAAAAGACAGGGAGAGAGAGAAUAUCAACCUGUAGAACAUUGUUCAACUUGUGGUCCUCGACUGUUGCAGGUUUGUGAAGAGGAAACCUUCAGCAGGAAGGUCAUUCAGAAACUGGAUUUUCACAUGAACAAGUUGACCGUUGGAAAGAAGGAAGCAUAAAUGUCUGCUGUACUUUUAGAGCAAGGCCAGACACGGAAGCCAAAACAAAACAAGGAGAAGGUCGAUGUUAGAGGGAAGUCAAGUCUGAUGAGAGAGGAAGUCUCUCAUCGCCACCAGCCUGAUCGUGGCCGUGUCGCUCUUCGCCGCCCUCAUGAACUACUCGGAGAAGACGGGCUCCGUGCCACGGCCAGUCUUCGGUCACGCGUCCAAGAACAACUGGACGUCCACCAGUCCUCACAAGGGCUACGUCAGCGUCCCCAAGCAGGAGCCGCUGGAGCUCCACUGCGAGCUCUGCAGCAUCGUGUCCAGCUCGGGACAGAUGUUGGGCCAGGCGGCCGGCCCGCUCAUCGACAGCGCCCCCUGCAUCUGGAGGAUGAACAACGCCCCCACCCGCGGCUUCGAGGCGGACGUGGGCGGCCGCACCACGCUGCGGGUGGUCUCCCACACCAGCGUCCCCCUGCUGCUGCAGAAGCCCCAGCACUUCUUCGGCCAGGAGAACGACACGGUCUUCGUGGUGUGGGGGCCGCUGAGGAACAUGAGGAAGGACGGGAAGGGCAUCGUCUACAACAUGCUGCGCCAGGCCGUCACCAACUACCCGCACGCUCGAAUAUACGUCACCACGGAGGAGCGCAUGAACUACUGCGACAUGAUCUUCAAGAAGGAGACGGGGAAGGACCGGAUCCAGUCGGGCUCGUACCUCAGCACCGGCUGGUUCACGCUCAUCCUGGCCAUGGACAUGUGCAAGGAGAUCCACAUCUACGGGAUGAUCAACGACACCUACUGCAAGUCUGAGGCCCACAGGAAGGUUCCGUACCACUACUACGAAGCCGGCAGCCGGGACGAGUGCGCAGAGUACUUGCUGCACGAGAGCGCCCCCUAUGGAGGGCACCGUUUUAUCACAGAGAAGUCUGUGUUCAGCAAAUGGGCCAAAACUCACACUAUCAAGUUCUUCAACCCCCCGUCGUGACCCCGGCCAGACCACCACGGGACUCUGUCACCCUUAUCGCCCGCCACCACCCUGCACGCCCAGCGAGCUCCCUGACAUCUGUGUUCUCGACAUAUCACACAUUUUCAUCACUCGGGGUUGAAGAAUUUCCCAGCCGACUUGAACACAUCUUUUAUUCUGGAGCGUAACUGAUCCGGAGUUUCAGCAGGCUGGUCCUCUUGGCGGAUUUAUCGAUCCGUCCGCUGCUCUGUGAGUCCAGCGAGGAACGGUUCAAAGGCGAUCUUGAUUUUGAAGAAAAGAGGAAAAAAAAAAACAGUCCGUCAAGCGCUCUCUGACCUCGGCAGAUGUCCGGAGGCGCUGAGCAUCGAGGGGGCUGAAUUUUAAGGCUGCAGAGGCGGGCCGCAGAGACGGGUCACGUUGUAGUGAACGUCUGAAGUGAUGUCGGCUCGCUCGUCCCCACACGUCUGUCUCCUGUCAGCCGUCUGAUUAUUAAUAUAGCAGCCAUCAGUCAGGAGUCAGCGCCAAGCCACCGAAGGCCGGAGCGCUGUCACUUUCUAUUUACUGAACUCAGCCGGGAUGAGCUUCAGCGAACAUGGAGGCCACUCAUCUUUAUCGACGUGUGCUCCGACCAGGACUGCGGUAAAUACUUUGUUUCCAGAGCCCAUGAAGACGACCGAUCAGAUGUUUACACACCUUGGAUUCUAUACGAUUCAAAUGAAGCGACAGCAGAAGUCUGAGCUACGCGGUGACAAGUAUUCCAAGCCGGAUGGGCAUCGGAAGACCCUCGACUAGCUGAGAACAUAUCAGUCAGUCAGUCAUGGAAGCUACUGUCGAAAUAACUUUUUCAUUCCUGCGAAUGUGCUGUGACCACAGGCCAAGGUGGCAGACCUGUUUUGAUGUUGUACGUUGCAGGGUUAUGUCGAUAUUUCCCCACGACACACACAUCGGUACAUGACCAUGAGUUAAAGAACUCUAAACAACUCAGUCCAGUGGCAACACUGAAUCACAGUACUGAAACACUGAGCCGGGAAGGUAAAUGUUUAGUGGCAGUACCGAGACACUGCAUCAAAAUAAUUUGACGUUCAGCCAAAGGUCAUGUGUCCAAGUCAAUAUAACAAGAUAUUACAAGAUACUCAGAUGAAGGAUUUUAAUACCAAGCACAAGGUCUACAGGAGGUGCUGAGUACAAGUAAGUCGACUCAAUACUGAUCAAAAUAUUGAGGUACUUUGUCCAAGUACUGAGUCUGUGGUUUACUAUUGGGCAACAGUAGCAGACAACAGUAAACUACCAGAUUGUGUAUUGAAGACGUGAGGUGUAACAUGGUGCAGCAUGAUGUCACGCUUGUCUACCAGGUAAAAGCUGAAGACGAAUCGAUGCAGCGUCUGAACAAGAGCAGGCUCCGACCUGUCCAUGUAGCGCGACUUGUCCUCGUCUCGCCGCCCUGGUGGCACAUGAAGAUGUUUUACCGUUUUGUGUUUUUAUAACUGGGAGUUCUUGUGACUAAAUGUCUGCCACGUCAGCAAAUAGAGGAAUGUGCAAUGUCACCGUGAAGGUGUCGACCCCGCGGGGGGUUCAUGUGUGCGGUGACGCGGCUUCAAGUUGUUCCACCGUCAUCUCGUGCCUGCGACGACGCGAUCGUGUCGCUCAUGUUCUUGUCCAGCUUCGUGCCUGUUUGUGUUGUUCGCCUCUGACCCUUGCCACGUCUGUUCCGGGACGGUGAAGAGCCAUCGCCCAGGUGCCCGGAUGGGACUCCCUAGCGCCCCCUGGAGGGUUUCUGUAUGCACGCCUCUCUUAGAGGAGCAUUUUUCCUCAUUUUAAACGUUGAAUUUCACCAGGUUUCUUUUUGCUGGAGCUGCAUACUGAUAAGGAGAACCUGUUUCUAGAAACACCAGGAGACCAGCCUCACCUCACACACACACACAGGCAUGUACACACCUCUGGACCAGCAGGGUGUAAAAUAUGCACGUUGACAAAUUCAUCACUAAAAAUGAAGGGAAGAUAUCUCCAUUAAUUGCUCUCCUGCAGUCAAUCGAUCCGCUUCACUUUCUUAUUUAAUUGUUCUUGUUUCUACUGAUUCGUUCUUCAGAGUUUUGGCUUUUCUUUCCCUCAGCAUCAAGGUCAUAAAUAAGUAUGAAACAGAGAAGUGAAAAAAAUCACAACUAGAAGUUACACAACUUUUAGGAAAUAAAUCAUGAAGACCAAAUAAAAGUGGAGAUAAGGUUUUGUUGGAUGUGGAACAAGGAAAUGAAUAAAUAAAAUGUCAGAUUCAAGAAGUUUUUUAAAGCAGUUAACAAGUCUAACUGGGAUAUUGUUGUUCAAAUAUUAAAGAAAAUAUGUUUUUAAAGUCAAACCUGAUGAAGAUUUAAGAUAUGAAGAGGCUGGAAUCUGAAACUCUUUAAAUGUAUUGUGUGAAAAAAACCCUGACUGAAUUAGCUGAAGUCACUGACUCGAGGUGAAAAGAAAGAGCUGAGCUCUCCAGUCACCUGGGAGAGACUCAGACUAGAACCUCCCAGAGAAGCCGGUUGAGGAGGCAUUUUGUCUCAUGGACUAGGGAUCAAAUGGGUGGAGGCCCUGGGGCAGACGAAGGAGGCGUGAUGUCUUUCAGUAGACCAGAAGGAGGUUUGUGGUGUGGCUCUUCGGUCCAGAGGAACAGACGUGGACCAGUGAAACUGUCCUGCAUGUCUCUUCCCUGACUCCAACCGCUUGUGAUUGUGAUGUCAUGUGGCAGCUCUCACCACCUCGCCGUGCAGUCCGUCCGCCAGAAAAUGGUAACAUGCCAAGGAAGCGGAAUGUCAUCCUCUCGGGACACUGCUUUUGUUUUUCGUGUAUAUAGAGCGUCGUGUUCUUCCCGACUGUUGCCAUGUUUGCCAAGUGCUUUUUGUUUUUCUGUUGGAUUCUGAGAUUAUUUCCUGCGCCCAGGUGAAGUGCCCUUGUGUUCCUCUGUCCCGCUCACAUCUGUAGAAUGUACCAAUCACUUCUCUCAAGCUAACAUGCUAACUCAGACGCCGUUGUUGGCGAGAAAAUAUCACUUCAUAUGUGGCAGAUGACGUAGUGUCUUCUGUCAGGUCAUAUUAGAGAUAUCGUGAAUGUUUCCACCAGCUGGGAUCCUUUUGUCCUCUGUGUCUUUUAUUAUGUUUUGAGCAAAGAGAAAAUAAAUAACUUGAAAUCUGACGUUUGUCUGUGUCAGUGAGAUAAAGGACAAAUGAAAUGAUAGUCAGGUGACUCGUUAUU